AGAUGGGGUAAAACAGUGGACGUCAAGAAAGAGGCAAGAAACCAGAUCUGGCACUAAGUGAGACCAUGGAGGCAGAAGCUGAAGUACAAAGUAAUAGAGAUGAAGUCAAAGAGCUGAAGGCCAAAGAACGGAGGCUCACAUCAGUCUUUGGUGUGGCAGACUUAAAAAAUGGAGCUAUUGGACUGUAUAACCUUGGACAGAGCUGCUGUCUGAACUCUCUGCUCCAAGUGUUCCUCAUGAAUAUACACUUCACAGGGAUACUUCGAAGGAUCACAGUGCCACCGUGUGCUGCGCAGAGGAACAAUGUCCCGUACCAAAUGCUCCUGCUGCUGGAGAAGAUGCAACGUGGCAAGUGCAAAGCUGUUCGUCCCACGGAACUCGCCUGCUGCCUUUCAGCACACAGAGUGGAAUUGUUCGUGCAGCAUGAUGCUGCUCAGCUGUUUCUGCGUCUCUGGAACUUGAUAAAGAAGCAGAUGAAAAAGCUAGAGCUGGUUGAAGAGCUGAGUGAUUUGUACACUAUCUGCAUACAGGAGCAUCUGGCCUGUCAGAAUUGCUCUUUUGAAAUAAAGAACAACAGCAACAUGUUAACCCUUCCACUGCCGGUGUUGGAUUCCAAUUCUCACAGGCUGAAGACUCUGGAGGACUGUUUACAGUACUUUUUCCAUCCAGAACAGCUGACUGGUCAAAACAUGUGUUUCUGUCAACAGUGUGGAAUGAAAACACCUUUUUUGCAGAGCAUGAAGCUCGUCUAUCUGCCACAGACUCUGACCAUACACCUAAAGCGCUUCUGCUUUGAAAAAUCAUGCUACACGCACAAGCUUAGUCACUAUCUCCCAUUCCCACGGGACCUUGAUUUCAAUGGAGUCUUGACAGAAAAUCAGUGCCAAGCAGAUGACAAUGAAAAGGCUACUUGGCAGUAUGGCCUUUUUGCUGUUGUUGCUCAUUCAGGAUCAGCUAGUUGUGGACAUUACUGUGCCUACAUUCAAAGCCUCACAGAGUGUAAAUGGUAUUGCUUUAAUGAUUCUGAGGUUCGCCAGGUAUCAUGGGAUGAUGUUAAAUGCACCUAUGGACAUUCCAACCUCCACUGGGGAGAAACGGCCUAUCUCUUGAUUUACAUGAAAAAACAUCCUCAGCAGCCCUAUCCAGGGCUAUCAGAGUGUCUAGGAAAGCUGUGAAUUGUCCAUGGAGCUCAGCACCUCUGUGCAAGAGUGGACAUGUACAAAUGUUCCAUAAGAAAGACAUUUUGCACUCAGCAACCUCUGUGUUCACAUUUAUUUAUGAAAAACACUCAGCUAGAAAAAGGAUCUAAGAACUGUUGCAACUAAAA
Neopelma chrysocephalum (saffron-crested tyrant-manakin) is the source of this 1327-nucleotide messenger RNA. Its product is annotated as ubl carboxyl-terminal hydrolase 18-like. Gene Ontology annotation, cellular component: cytosol; nucleus. Bases 66 to 1175 code for a protein of 369 amino acids. The transcript is spliced from 10 exons. Gene Ontology annotation, molecular function: cysteine-type endopeptidase activity; cysteine-type deubiquitinase activity. The record is from RefSeq and is a predicted model, not a curated record. Gene Ontology annotation, biological process: protein deubiquitination. NCBI's taxonomy places the organism in Eukaryota, Metazoa, Chordata, Aves, Passeriformes, Pipridae.